CCCAUAUCCCGCUCCGUCUCCACGCGCACACGGCUCCGCCUCCGCCUCCGCCUCCGCGCCACGCCCACCGCGGACGCCCGAGUCCAAGACCUUGCUGCGCAAGGCUGAUGACGCUGGCUAUAAAUUGACCCGCCCCCGCGCCGUCACUCCUCCCAAUCCCACAGCACACCAUAGAGCUCGAUCGUCGCCCACGCCUACAGUCAGCAGCGCCGCACGCCGCUCGAUCCCUGUUUUGAUUGAUGGCUGCCAUGAAGGUUGUGCUGAAGCUGGACGUGCACGACGACAGGCAGAAGCAGAAGGCCAUCCAGGUCGUCUCCGCGCUGCACGGAAUCGACCACAUCGCCGUGGACAUGAAGGACCAGAAGAUGACGGUCGUGGGCACCGUCGACCCCGUCGCCGUCGUGGCCAGGCUGCGCAGCAAGCCCUUCCCCACGGCGCAGAUCUUCUCCGUCGGCCCGGCCAAGGAGGAGAAGAAGGAGGGCGAGAAGAACGACGCGGGCAAGCAGGUGGAGUACCCGACGUACUGGUACCCACCGCCGCCGUACCACCCGCACCUGUGCCACCUCGCCGAGGAGGACCCCAACUCGUGCGUCAUCUGUUGAUCGACGCGUGCCGCCGACUCCCUCCCUUCACUAUAUUUUGUGGCUGGCCGUCCUGCCCGCCGAUCGAUCAGCUUACCUGCACCGGUGAUCGACGGCGUGCGUAUAUAUAUGGCCGUGUAAGGUGUGUAAGUUGCACCGGUGAUCCGGCAGCUGUACAACACACCUGCAUGUGCCUGUGCAUCUGCUUAGUUUGUAGUGUGCAGAUACAGAAUUACAGUAUGUUGUUGAGAAAGGAAACGCAUCAAGUUGUUCAAAGAAAA
Messenger RNA from Triticum dicoccoides, 862 nucleotides. RefSeq names its product heavy metal-associated isoprenylated plant protein 39-like. The record is from RefSeq and is a predicted model, not a curated record. Gene Ontology annotation, molecular function: metal ion binding. NCBI's taxonomy places the organism in Eukaryota, Viridiplantae, Streptophyta, Magnoliopsida, Poales, Poaceae. The coding region runs from base 240 to 602 and encodes 120 amino acids. The transcript is spliced from 3 exons.